AUGGCCGACUGUUUGUUCACUGUGCCCGUGGGAUGCGAAGACGUAAUUACAACAACCACUGAUGAACCCGAAACUACAACCGCAUUGACAUCUUCGACGGAUGAAGCAACUACGGUUGUACCUUCAACGCCACUACCGGAAGAGACCACUACGAAAUCAGAAAUCACCACACCUUCCGCUCCAAAUACAGCAAUACUCUGCACUGGCUUCGGAAUCUACCCGGAUCCGUACGAUUGCAGUCGCUAUCACUACUGCCCAGCUGCUGGAGAAGAGUCCUGGGAUCAAUUGUGUCCUCCAAACUACGGCUUCACCUAUAAAUCGGCGGCUUUGUCCAGCACGUUUCCUUGCAAGCUCAUCAUUUUUCCUUCCGACUGUACCGCUGUCGAUUGUUCAACAGCGUCGAUCUUCAAACCGUUUGACAGCUCCAAACUGCAUUAUGCCUAUUGUUACACCGAAGAGGUUUCUCGUCAUCCCACGAUAUCUGUGUUCAAGUGUAGCGAAGGAGCAACAUUCGAUGGGUCUACGUGCGUAUUCAACUGUCUACGUGAGGGACUGUUUGCCAAUACGGUAGCUCCGACGACCUACUAUCAAUGUUACCGCUCCGGGUUGAGACUGGUUUCGAAGUUGGUGAGCUGCCCCGCUGGGAAGCAGUUCGUAGAAAGCUUGAAGACUUGCAUUUGA
Messenger RNA from Aedes aegypti (yellow fever mosquito), 681 nucleotides. RefSeq lists its product as uncharacterized. Gene Ontology annotation, molecular function: chitin binding. Lineage: Eukaryota; Metazoa; Arthropoda; Insecta; Diptera; Culicidae. Gene Ontology annotation, cellular component: extracellular region. The transcript has a single exon. The record is from RefSeq and is a predicted model, not a curated record. The coding region runs from base 1 to 681 and encodes 226 amino acids.